This is a messenger RNA of Fusarium tjaetaba, 900 nucleotides long. RefSeq lists its product as uncharacterized. The transcript has a single exon. Lineage: Eukaryota; Fungi; Ascomycota; Sordariomycetes; Hypocreales; Nectriaceae. The record is from RefSeq and is a predicted model, not a curated record. The coding region runs from base 1 to 900 and encodes 299 amino acids.
AUGUCGCAAAAGCCCAGCCAAGGACACCCAGUUGUGCACAAUCCUAUAGAGGAGGAUGUCACGGCAAGUCCCUCUGAUAUUGUCCAAGCGCUUUUCGAACAAACCGUCAAAAGGCUAGACGCGCAGAGAGCGGAGAACAAACCCUACGAUCCACAUCUCCAGGCACUUCUCGAAUCGUUUUACAAGACAUCAAACGAGUCCAAUGCUGGGCAUGAAAACAAAAGCAUGCAGGAAGUUAUUUCUGAAAUGUGGAAGAACCUGCCAAGACAGGAAAUUGGCAAUGGUAGUCCUCUCAAGGACCCAUUCUUUCAAUCAGCUGAACGAUUUGCGGUCGAGGCUGAAUACUACACGGCUUCUUCCUCAGGUCAAGCGGCUGAAGAUUUUGCGAAAGAGUGGAUGGAAACCUACGAUGGUUACAAGGAGAUAGCAGCGCUUGAGCAGCCCCCAGAGCCUGCGCCUGCUGAGCUCAAGGGCGCAAGCGAAAAGCUGCAGAAGCUUUUGGGCGAUCACGACAUAGACGUGGACUCACGCCCAGACAAGCUGACUGAGAAGGAAUAUGCCGAGUUGAUGCGGAAGAAGAAUGAUCGGGAGCGACGACAGGCAAUCUGGGAGGGCCGUACAGAGCAUCCCAAGUGGAUGGCAGAGUUCACAGCACCAGAGAUUGCAAACAUUCUGAAGAUCAACAAGAUUGAGGAGAAAAAGCGCAAAGACCGAGAGGCAAUUGAACGCAAGAAGUACGAGGAGGAUAUGAAGAGGGAGGAAAAAGAGAAGCAGGAGAAGAAAGAUCGUGAGACUUUUGAGGAGCGACGGAGACGACUCGAAGAUGUUCGGAAGACCAAACGGGAGGCUAGGAUUAAGAAGGAGAAACCCAAGACCAAGUACUUUUUACAUCCUCUGUAG